Teleopsis dalmanni is the source of this 2008-nucleotide messenger RNA. RefSeq lists its product as uncharacterized. The record is from RefSeq and is a predicted model, not a curated record. The transcript is spliced from 4 exons. Lineage: Eukaryota; Metazoa; Arthropoda; Insecta; Diptera; Diopsidae. The coding region runs from base 366 to 1541 and encodes 391 amino acids.
UGGAAAAAUUCAUUUAAAGAGGAACAGACGUGUUCGUACGAAGAAGAGUUGCCACAUAUAUAAUGCAAGAGUUUGAAUUUCUUUAAUGUUUUGUAGCUUGUAAGCCCUUCACAAACGUCAAAAUAUUGUUCUGUGUUAUUUGUUCUAGUUAUGGGUGAAAAAAUUGUUGUAAAAGUGUUUUGCUUGAAAAGUAAACAAAUUAAGUUAUAUAUAUUGAUUUAAGCGUUAUUAUUUGCUAUUUUAAUAUAUACGCGAUAAAUUGUACCUUAAGGUGCCUGCUGUUGUGCACACGUUUGCAAACGUUUUCAUAGUAAAUAAUUGUAGCCGAUUCUUAACAAUUAAUUGCAUAUUGCGGCAAUUACGUUAUGGCUAAGCGCCCACAUACAGACGACGAAGAUUCUAAUCUUUUAAAUAUUGCAGAGUUUCAGCCAGUCAUCUCUCUGGGAAACCCUUUAACUGAUUACAAAAGGUUAAUGAGCGAGAAUGUGACAAUGGAUGAAUAUGUUGCUGAUGAAAUAAUAAAUGAAAAUUAUACGAAAAUUGCUGAGGCUACACAGAAAUGUAUUUGGGAACUGUUAUUUGCAGAAAACAAUUCAUCUAGUGAUAAUAACACAAAGGCUGCGGAGUUAUUAAAAAUACAUAAAACUGACUCCGCUUUUUACUGUCCAUGGGACUACAAUAAAUGGAUUUUGACCCUGCGUGAGGAAUUAUUAAAAAGAGAAAUGCUUGAGUUUUGGCGUAAUGUAAUAGUUAAGAAUGAACUUGGGCCUUGCUGGGCAAGAGACUCAGACUAUUUUGAUGAUAUGGAUGAUAAGGAACCUGAGGAGUUUUAUAAACGUGCUGGUUGCAUAGCACCAUUUUGUAAAGAAACAAGUAUAAAUAAUACAAAAAGCACACAAACCUUUUUGGACACAAAAACUGUUGAAACGCAGACAACUGGAGCUGGUAGAAAUGAUUCAUCCUCUGAAGCUUAUGUAGGCUCCAGCACUUCAAGUGUUGAAGCAAGUGAAGGUUUGGCUCCAACUGACGCUGCUAAUUCUAAUCACAACGACGAUUUUGAACCAGUAAUCUCAUUAGAAUCUCCUGUGGAAGAUUACAGGUCACUUAUAUUGAAUAAACUUCAAUUAAAUAUUACUUUAUCUGAAGACGAGUUAGAAGUAAAUUAUAAAAAAAUAGCAGAAAAGGCACGUGAAAUUAUUUGGGAGCUACUAUUCAUUCAAACACCUUUAACCAAUGAAAAUCAGUUAAAAGCAGCUGAGCUGCUUAAAGAAGUUAAAAGUGACGCUUGUUUUUAUGGUCCAGCAGAAUAUAAUAAUUGGAUUAUAACUGUACGCGAUGAGUUGCUAAGACAAAACAUGAUAGAGUUUUGGCGUGAUCAAAUUGUAAAAUUUGAAUUGGGUCUUUGCUGGGCUCGAGACUGUGAUUGGUUUGAUGAUAUGGACGAUUUAGAAUCUCUAGAGUUUUAUAACCAUGCCGGUUGUGAAGCACCAUUUAAGGAAGAAAUACAGAAUUCAGUUCAAAACGAUUACAAUAUUUUUUAAAUUAUUGAAAAGAACAGCCAUAUUUGUGAAUUUAAAUUAUUUAAAUUAUUAUUUACUUUAUUGAUUUAAAUUGAUAAUUUUACAAAUUUUUUUAAACUUAUAUAACCCAGUGUCUAAAUUGGCUUGACUUUGGCAAAAUUUUAUCAUAUACACGCAUUUUUUUACUAAUACAUAAUACAUAUUUGCCAAAAUUUAGCCAAUGCAGACGCGCUAUAAUUGAAUACUAUAUAUUGUAUUAACAAUUUAUAUAAUCUCUUAACGGCAUCUGUGCUCUUAGCAUUACAUUUAAUGACAUACAGCUAGAUAUACAUUAUACAUACAUACAAAAAUACUUAAGAAUAACAUAUACAUUUGUUAAACGUAAUCAAAGAACCCAAUGAUAUAUAAAAUAACUAUUUUGCUCACUAAACUAUUAAAGUGAAGAAAAACAACAAUAACGUAAAAAAUAAUUUAUUAUCUCAUAUCUU